AUGGCCUCCUUUGCGGCGUUCACAGCCGCCUCGGAGAAGGACCGUAGGUCAACCCUUCACGACUGGACCACAGCCAUGCCACACAAAGCUGCAGCGCCGCGAGCGAUGACGUGUUGGAACCUCGGCUGCUGGACGACCGCGCUGGAACAGCUCCGCAGCCCCCAGCGGAGUUGCAAGCCCACCUCGCCGCCGGGCGAAACGGUCAGCAGCGGUUUGGGUGCAAACGGUGAGCGUGGGAUAGCGUGGGCAAGGACAUUCACUCCCUACUUUUGUGUCCGGAUCCUUCCAGACGACUCGAUCGCUCCUACACCGAGCCUCAACCACUGGGACAUGGCGGAUUUGGCCAGGAUGAGCGGAGAAGUGCGAGCGAUCAAGGUGAUUGCAAAGCCCUCCUGCCUAGAUGAGCUCCAAACGGUUUCAAAUGAGGUCUAUGCCCUCUUGCAACUGGAUCAUCUUAACAUCGCCAAGCUCUUCGAGUACUUCGAGGACAAAGGCUCCAUCUACGUGGUGACCGAGCUGUGCGAAGGCGGAAACAUCGGAGAGUUGGAUCCCAUGGAGGAUGAUUCGGAUGAGAUCAGGUUACUCUUCCGCGAUGUGGCACGGGCCAUCGCGUACUGCCAUUCCGAAGGAAUUGCCCACCGAGACCUGAAGUUUGACAAUUGCCUCCUGGCGCACUGCAACGACCGGCGCCUGGGGCGCAUGGCCAAGGUCAUCGACUUCGGCCUCGCAGGCUUUUUGCAAGCCGGAGUACCAGGAGAAGGGGAGCUCGAAGGUGUGGUCGGGACCUUGUACUUCCUGGCGCCCGAAGUUCUGAAGAGCACAGACCCUUUGAACAGCUACGGCUUGGAGUGUGACCUGUGGUCUUUUGGAGUCAUGCUCUUCGUCGUUCUCACCAACGAGCACCCCUUUUGCUCUACGGCCUCUGGCCCAGAAGACGCCUACCGUCGAAUCGCCAAUGGCUGCCUCCGGCUCUCCUGUUUGCGGAAUGCUGGGGCACUGGCCAUUGAGGCAGAAGACCUUCUUCGAUCGCUGCUGGUCAAGGAACCCUUGAAUCGUUGCUCUGCGGCUGAAGCCUUGGUUCACCCCUGGCUGCAGCCGGAGUUGGAGACGCCUGCGAGUUUGGUGGAGCGGAUCAGCUCCUUCAGUCGCUUCAGCAAGUUUGAGCAGGCGAUCCUCACCGUGGCGGCACACGAAGCGAAGCCCAAGGAUGUCGAGGAGCGGGGAAGUCAGGCGGUGGGAGGGUCAAGAGUGGAGGGGGGUUGGAUCUCCCGGGACGACCUGCGGCGAGCGCUGAAGAUCUGCGACGUGCGGCUGUCGAAGAUGGAGACCGACGCGGUCCUGGAUUGCUUAGAUGCAGACCAAGAUGGGAAAAUACAGCACACCGACUUCUUGGCAGCCACCCUCAAGCCAGCCCAUGUGAAGUCAGAAAAGGUUCUGGAGGAGCUCUUCAAUUUCUUCGACUUCCAGGGUACGGGGCACAUCACCCACGAGGAUUUGAAAGCAGUUUUAGGUCAGGACCUGGCUUGCCAUGUGGCGGUGCAAGCACGCGCCAAUGCACAGGGCGUCAUUUCCCAAGAGAACUUUAGAGCCUUCAUCCUGAAGGAAGCUCGGCUUUGCUCGGCUCGCCGGUAG
This is a messenger RNA of Durusdinium trenchii, 1632 nucleotides long. The record is from the annotation of a GenBank genome assembly. Lineage: Eukaryota; Dinophyceae; Suessiales; Symbiodiniaceae.